GAAGUUUCGGCAGUUGAAGCUGAUGAAGGUAGUGGAGGACAGCGAAUUACCGCACUGCAAGCUGCAUGGAAUGUAACCAAUGCCAUACAAGGAAUGUUCAUCGUCGGCCUACCAAUCGCUGUUAAGCUCAUUGUGGCCCGCCCACUUCGUGCUGGUAGUAGGCAGUGUCCGACGUUCAACAACAAAGUAUCUGUACUGAAGGUUGGCGGCUGGUGGACGGUUGCAGCGAUUAUCGGUGUCGCCUAUCUGUGCUACUGGACAGGGGUUUUGCUUAUCGAUUGCCUUUAUCAAAAUGGCACCAAAGCACUGCUGUCUUAUUACAAAGCAGUAGCGUAA
Messenger RNA from Gongylonema pulchrum, 336 nucleotides. Lineage: Eukaryota; Metazoa; Nematoda; Chromadorea; Rhabditida; Gongylonematidae. The record is from the annotation of a GenBank genome assembly.